CUCAGUCAGACAGGUCUUCGAUUAGUAGAAGCACUCCUUGGCAAUAGAUGCUGGGCCAUGGCCUACCUCAAGAAUGCGGUUCUCGAACGCGUUAUUGCAGUGACGCGGUGACGCGAGCCCCCCAUGUUCUGUGGACAGUAGACGCGUUCCUUCCGUGACGGUUGAGUAUGGUCUGGAUUCGCCACCUGCGCCACUGUUCACUGCUAUCAGCCACUCUUUAACGGAUCUUGGAUAGACAGAUGCUUUGAGGCAGUCUUAGAGAUUCAGGUUUAUGCUCUCGUGAUCCCAAUGCUAAUAAGUACAAAGCCGUGAUUGUAGCUUAUAUGGUGACUGGAACUGCAACUCGUCGUGCUGCCAGAGUUCAAUGCCAAUGUUCUCUGAACCUAGACGCGUUGAACUAUAUCUCGCAUUAGCAGACUGCUGCUUAUUCUUGAUCUCAGGAAGGAGCGAGGAGAUGGGACGGAAGAUAGACAUGGGGCUUGAUGGCAAGAUUCUCAGACCGCAAACAUCUCCAAGGAGUAAACACCGAAACUCGGUGUGCUGGUACUUCCACUUCGCGAGCGCGCCCUACCCUUUCCAGGUACCUCACUCCCAUCACCACUCACCAAGUUCUGCCAGAGGUUUCCUGACCUGGAAGACCAUCCCUUUGUUCCCUUCUACCAUCACCUUGAAGUUACUGGCAGUAACUUCUUCUCCAACCCUCCAAACCGUUUUCCCUUCCUCUCCCACACCUCCAUCAACUCCAGAUUCUUCUUCUUCCAUCCCCAAAGCAGUUUUGCCUUUCUCUCCCACGUCUUCACCUCCAUCAACUCCAGAUUCUCAACCACCGAUCGGAAAAGUUACUGCCAGUGACUUCUUCUCCCAUCCCCAAAGCAGAUUUGCCAUUCUGUCCCACACCUUCAUCAACCCCAUCUUCUCAACCAUCGGUCGGAAUCGCCUGCCAGUCGUCCGACCUUCUCUCCAUGCGUCAAGAUCUAUAUAACCUGGUAAGCAUCAAAGGUUCCCUUAUUCUUUGCUGGAGCCAUCGUAUUAUCAUGCUCGGAUGAAGCUUGCUUGCUGACUCUCAUCGGUGCAGAGAGUCGCAGCACAUCCGACCGAUCGACAAGAUUUCAUUAUCGUCGCUGCUCAUCACAAAGUAAGUGAUCAUCUCAUCCGACCUGAGUGCUGUGUCGUCCGACCUUUC
Molecule: messenger RNA, 1183 nt
Organism: Canariomyces notabilis
Lineage: Eukaryota; Fungi; Ascomycota; Sordariomycetes; Sordariales; Chaetomiaceae
Exons: 1
Coding region: 365-982 (205 amino acids)
Source: RefSeq, a predicted model, not a curated record